Molecule: messenger RNA, 650 nt
Organism: Dama dama (fallow deer)
Lineage: Eukaryota; Metazoa; Chordata; Mammalia; Artiodactyla; Cervidae
Product: iron-sulfur cluster assembly 1 homolog, mitochondrial-like
Exons: 1
Coding region: 102-491 (129 amino acids)
Biological process (GO): iron-sulfur cluster assembly
Cellular component (GO): cytoplasm; mitochondrion
Molecular function (GO): 2 iron, 2 sulfur cluster binding
Source: RefSeq, a predicted model, not a curated record
ACCAUCAAGUUUUUUUUUUUUAGAGUGCCCGCAGUGUCCAUGGAGAGAGGUUGAGAUGGCCGACCUCCAGCCCUAGACACCGGGGCGGCAGGACGGCGAGGAUGUCGGCUUCGUUAGUCGGGGCCACUGUCCGGGCUGUGAGCAAGAGGAAGCUGCAGCCCACCCGGGCCGCCCUCACCCUGACACCUUCAGCAGUAAACAAGAUAAAACAACUUCUUAAAGAUAAGCCUGAACAUGUUGGUGUGAAAGUUGGUGUCCGAACCAGGGGUUGUAAUGGCCUUUCCUACACUUUAGAAUAUACAAAGACAAAAGGAGACUCUGAUGAAGAAGUUAUUCAAGAUGGAGUCAGAGUGUUCAUUGAGAAGAAAGCACAGCUAACACUGUUGGGGACAGAAAUGGACUAUGUUGAAGACAAAUUAUCCAGUGAGUUUGUGUUCAAUAACCCAAACAUGAAAGGAACAUGUGGCUGUGGAGAAAGCUUUAACAUUUGACUCCUCAGGACUGCUCGGGCUGCAGGCCCCAGGAGAGCUGUGGAAGCUCUAGGGCUUAUUGAAGAAACCAUGUGACUAUCACAUGCUUAAGGUGUGUAAUGUAUGACUGCCUUCCAACGAAAAUAAAGUGAUGCAUUUGAAAAUGAAAAAAAAAAAAAC